Molecule: messenger RNA, 2163 nt
Organism: Phacochoerus africanus (Common warthog)
Lineage: Eukaryota; Metazoa; Chordata; Mammalia; Artiodactyla; Suidae
Product: ATP-dependent translocase ABCB1-like
Exons: 14
Coding region: 1-2163 (720 amino acids)
Biological process (GO): transmembrane transport
Cellular component (GO): membrane
Molecular function (GO): ATP binding; ATP hydrolysis activity; ABC-type transporter activity
Source: RefSeq, a predicted model, not a curated record
AUGCAAAUCUUGAAGGUUGGGAGAGCACAGAAAAGUCGGAAAAAGGAUUGCAUGGUGGUGGAAGAGAAAGGUACAGAAUAUUGGGGAAGUACACUUCAAAAAGACAGAGAAGGCUGGACCACCACUGUGAUAGCCCAUCGUUUGUCCACAGUUCGCAAUGCUGAUGUCAUUGCUGGUUUUGAUGAUGGAGUCAUUGUGGAGAAAGGCAGUCAUGAUGAACUCAUGAAGGAGAGAGGCGUUUACUUCAAACUUGUCACAAUGCAGACAAAAGGCAAUGAAAUAGAAUUAGAAAAUGCAGUUGCUGAAUCCAGUGGUGAAGUAGAUGCCUUAGACAUGUCUCCAAAAGAUUUAGGAUCCAGUCUACUAAGAAGAUCCAUUCGCAAGAGUAUCAAGGGACCACAAGGCCAAAAGAGAAAGCUUAGUACAAAAGAGAGCUUGGAUAAAAAUGUACCUCCUGUUUCCUUUUGGAGGAUUGUGAAGCUGAAUAUAACCGAAUGGCCUUAUUUUGUGGUUGGCAUAUUUUGUGCCAUUAUAAACACAGGUCUGCAACCAGCAUUUUCAGUAACACUUUCAAAGAUGAUAGGGGUUUUUACCAAAGUCACAGAUCCUGAAACCAAACGACAGGACAGUGACAUGUUUUCACUCUUGUUUCUAACCCUUGGAAUUAUUUCAUUUAUUGCCACUGAAGCAAUAGAAAACUUCGGAACUGUUGUUUCUUUGACUUGGGAGGAGAAGUUUGAAUCCAUAUAUGACCAGAGCUUGCAGAUACCAUACAGUAACUCUUUGAGGAAGGCACACAUCUUUGGAAUCACUUUUUCCAUCACCCAGGCAGUGAUGUAUUUUUCUUACGCUGCCUGUUUCCUGUUUGGUGCCUACUUGGUACAACAUGGCCACAUGGACUUUCAGGAUGUUCUCUUAGUCUUCUCAACUAUUGUCUACGGCGCCAUGGCCAUGGGGCACGUCAGUUCAUUUGCUCCUGACUAUGCCAAAGCCAAAGUGUCUGCAGCACACCUCAUCGUGAUCAUUGAAAAGACCCCUCUGAUUGAUAGCUAUAGCACCACAGGCCUAAAGCCGAAUACAGUGGAAGGAAAUCUGACAUUUAAUGAAGUCAUGUUCAACUAUCCCACUCGACCAGACAUCCCAGUGCUUCAGGGGCUGAGCCUGGAGGUGAAGAAGGGUCAGACCCUGGCCUUGGUGGGCAGCAGCGGCUGUGGGAAGAGCACGGUGGUCCAGCUCCUGGAGCGGUUCUACGACCUCUUGGCUGAAAAAGUGCUAAUUGAUGGCAAGGAGAUUAAAGAACUGAACGUCCAGUGGCUCCUAGCACACAUGGGCAUCGUGUCCCAGGAGCCCAUCCUGUUUGACUGCAGCAUUGCUGAGAACAUCGCCUAUGGGGACAACAGCCGGGUCGUGUCCCAGGAGGAGAUCGUGCAGGCGGCCAAGGAGGCCAACAUCCACCCCUUCAUCGAGACACUGCCUGAUAAAUAUAACACCAGAGUGGGAGACAAAGGAACGCAGCUUUCUGGCGGCCAGAAACAGCGCAUUGCAAUAGCUCGUGCCCUUGUCAGACAGCCUCUUAUUUUGCUUCUGGAUGAAGCUACAUCGGCUCUGGAUACACAAAGUGAAAAGGUUGUCCAAGAAGCCCUGGACAAAGCCAGAGAAGGCCACACCUGCAUCGUGAUCGCUCACCGCCUGUCCACCAUCCAGAAUGCAGACUCGAUUCAGAAUGGUAAAGUCCGGGAGCAUGGCACACACCAGCAACUGCUGGCACAAAAAGGCAUCUAUUUCUCCAUGGUCAGCGUCCAGGCUGGAGCAAAGCGCUCAUCAACUCAGCUCCCAGCACAGAAACUGACCGAAAGUCCGGGGCCUUGGCUGCGCCGAGCCCGGCCGGUCUCAGGACGCUCUGGGCCGCGGACGCGCCGGGCGCCGCAGCGGCUGGAGCUCCAGCCCGUGGUCUCCGGGACCCACAGCGGCUCGCGCUCCCCGCAGCCCUCAGCCCGGUGCGCCGGCCGCCCCCGCCCCUCUCCCCGAGCGGCGGCCGCGUCGUACCUGCACACGGUGAUCAGGCCCCUCAAAUCCAAUCACACACACCUGGCAGCCACUCUCGCCCCAGCCGCGGCCGCUCAGCCCCGCCCUCCCAUCGCCUGUCGGGCGGACCCCGUCUAG